AUGAAUACCGGAUCUAUCCACCGGAGUGACCAUGACGAGGGGGUCGUGACUGAAAUAAUUUCCCCAGAAGGUAUUCUCCCAACGCAACAUUCCGAGGCGAGGGCUUUAGCGGCGCCGGCUUGUGCUGGUGGUGGUGGUGGUUCGCAGGCUCGAUGCGACAACAAAGCGCAGCCACACGCUGCGCAGCCGGGACCAGCAGGAGUCAGGCAUGAGUCACACGGUUUAACUCGGACCGCCACGCACACGCACCCACACACACUCGCCGCACUCACGGGCGCAUCGACUUGCGCCGCGACGCCCCUCAACGGCCAGCUCGUUUGUGAUGGCCCUGCGGCCCUAUCGACUUACCGCUUUCGGCUUGGCAUCGCCAACCUCCCCUCAGUUGAGCACUUUUAUUUUAACAACGAUUUGUUCGAGAGCGUUUUCACCUCAGGGUAUUGCGCAGCCUCAACCUCGUCAGUAUUAGUAAUCAAGGAAGGCGAUCGUAUGUGGCACAAUGACGCCAUUGAUUUGGACGAGCAGAACACCGGAUUCAUUCAGGAAUGUGAGGGAUGUGACGAUGAGGCCCCUUCCGACUGCUAA
Molecule: messenger RNA, 582 nt
Organism: Mesocestoides corti
Lineage: Eukaryota; Metazoa; Platyhelminthes; Cestoda; Cyclophyllidea; Mesocestoididae
Source: the annotation of a GenBank genome assembly